Molecule: messenger RNA, 1638 nt
Organism: Trichosporon asahii var. asahii CBS 2479
Lineage: Eukaryota; Fungi; Basidiomycota; Tremellomycetes; Trichosporonales; Trichosporonaceae
Exons: 3
Coding region: 1-1638 (545 amino acids)
Biological process (GO): rRNA base methylation
Cellular component (GO): nucleus
Molecular function (GO): 23S rRNA (adenine(1618)-N(6))-methyltransferase activity
Source: RefSeq, a predicted model, not a curated record
AUGCACGAGCGCAACCCGUACCGAGUGCGGAAACCCGACUUUGCCGCGCUCGCCGAGAAGGACGAGGCGCUGCGGCCGUUCGUCACGAAAUCUGACCACGGGGCGAGCAUCGACUUCACCGACGCCCGUGCGCUACGGGCACUGACGGCGGCGUUGCUGCGACAUGACUUUAAUCUCGACAUUGAGCUGAGGGACGACCGGCUUUGUCCCACCGUCGCUAACCGCCUCGACUACGUGCUGACCUGCCUCGACCUUGCGCAGUAUGCCGCUCCUGGUCCACUCCGCGCCCUCGACAUUGGAACGGGGCACGUCGCAGUCUAUGCUCUAUUGCUGCACAAGCUGCGGCCUGAAGCUUACGUCGUCGGGAGCGAGCUCGAGCCAACAUCGCUGGCGCACGCUCGCGAGCAGGCUGCGCGCAACUCCAUUGCACCAGCGGCAGUGGAGAUCAAGGGCGUUCCUCCCGACAACUCCUUGCUGGGUCACCUAAAGGAUCAGGACUCGUGGUCGUUCACGAUGUGCAACCCUCCCUUCUUCGCCAGCCUGGCGGAAGCUGAGGAAGCUCGCUUGGCGAAGGCGACGCCGGCGUCUGCUGCCCCGACGUGCGCGCCGAACGAGCAGGUGACAAGGGGCGGAGAGGAGCUGUUCGUUGGGCAGAUGAUUGACGAGUCGGUCGCGUACGGUGACAAGGUGGGGUGGUUCACCUCUCUCGUCGGAAGGUAUGCCUCUCUCGGUCCACUCGUCAAGCACGUCCUCACGAAGACGACGAACUACGCCGUCAUUUCCCUCAGGCAGGGCAACACGGCUCGAUGGGUGCUUGCAUGGUCGUUCUCGCCCUACCGGCUGCCGGACGUGAGCUGCACAGACCCUGUCAAGGUAGCUGACGAGCAGAACUUGACCAGACCAGCGCACGUCGAGAAGGGAACGAGCUUCGCGAAGAUGGUGUCGCUGAGUAACUCAUUCGUUCAUGAUGAAGAGGAGAAGGACCUAGACGAAGUCAGGCAGGCGAUCACCGACGUCUUGAAGAGUGUGAACAUCGACACAACAGCGGACGAGGAAGGCGUCAUCCACCUCGCCCCAACAACUAACACCUGGUCGAGGCAGGCGCGGAGAGCAGCGCAGCGGGCCGCUCAGUACGCUGAAGGAGGGGAAGAAGCGUCAGCCGCUCUACCAGAGAGCUCGACAAGCCAGGAGCCACUGUUCCGUGCUCGCCUAAGCUUCACGAAACCUGAGGCGCCCGCUUCCACGGACGCUGAUAGGGAAAGCGAUGUGGAAGCGCCUUCGCCCUCCGUUCCAAAGGCGCGAGCAGCAAUGGAGUGGCAAUGGGGGCGAGACCGAACAAUCGUCGACGCCUUCUGGAAGUUUGUCAUCCAGAAGGCUGGAUUGCGGAAACGCAAGCAAUCAGGCGAAGACGGCCCUGCGGAGAAAAAGAGCCGACCGGGUGCCGCUGAUGACGAGGAGCAGCAGACGAACAACCCCUAUCUCCAGCACCAGGACAACCCGUAUCUCAGCCAUGGACAAGGUGGCGCCAACCGGGGGCGAGGGCGAGGUCGCGGCGGCAGGCGAGGAGCGUUAGGUGGCGGACGAGGUCGUGGAGGCUACAGCCGACCACAGGAUCAGGGCUGGGCAAGACGUCAAUGA